UCCUUCAGCGCAAGUGAUAAGCCAAACCGUCGGACGAGACUUUUUAAAUCAAGCGCGCGCGCGCGCUCGAGAGAGAAACACCGCUGAACGAGCUCAACGCCAGCUUCCAACCGACCGAACGGCCGAGCGCCGAACACACCGGGGUCUGAGAAUUCGGUCUGAUUUAGUACCAAUUGCCAGUGCGUCCGGGACGGUCACAGAGCGCAUCUCAACGGGUCGUGCUUCAAAAUCAGUUCGUACAUAUUGAGUCGACCGAGAGGCCGAGAGCGAUUCCACCAGCAACGUCCGCCGUCAGAAGUGCGCGCGCUAAAUGGAUGUUUAAUUAACAUCAAUUCGUGAACGAAGUGAAGGACCGUGGUUGGGAGGACCACACUUGACACCCGUGCAGUGUGUGUGUAAAGUGGAGCAGACAAUCGUGGCAAGUUGUGAGCCCACCGAGCGAGGGUGCCCGUGUCUAUAUCUAAAGCCGUUCGUUUGGGAUGGGGAUUUUAGAAGACAUUUUGGUUCCUAAAAUGAUAACGAAAUGAUACACUAUCGGACGUGAGUGAGUGUGUGUGUUAAAGAUAUGCUACAGCACCCAUCGGGUGGUUCGCCUUUAUCGUGACUUCCUAGUAAAGACCCGUGGCCCGAAAGUGCUCAAACAUCAACGGUGGUAACCCGUGCUGUGAGUAAUUACAAGUGACAAAUGAUAGAUACCAAACCCCUGCACACAAUCACACCCGGCGCGUGGAAUUGUGACGAUAAGAUGAAGCACAAGUUUGGCGGUUUUCGAGGCGUGUAACAGGUGAUGCAUUCCCAGUCCGGGCUGUAUUCCGGGGGGUGUUACUGCGUGUCCAGACCGUUCCAGAAGGAUACUGUUUUAAUGUUUAAUGGAAGUGGGAUCUCUGCUCGUGUCGAAUUGUGUCUAACAAGGAACAAGUUUUCAUCGUAGUGCGGAUUGCGCAACACAUUGCGCGCCUUUAGUGUGGAUCGUUUACGGCAAAUGUCCAGUGAAGAUGGUUCUUUAGGCUGGGCCAGGGCGUUUGACAACCGUUCCAGACUGGCAGACUUUUGUUUCGAGUGUUUCCGUGUGCGUCAUUCACAUCUCAAGAGGUAAGGGAUGAUAGUGUGUUUCUGUGACUGUUUGUGCAGUGAUAAGAGAAAGCCCCGUUCAAGAGCCAUUCUAAAGUGCUGGGAUCUUGUGAUCUUAGGUAGAAAAAAAACCCGCAACGUCUUCUAAACGUUAUUGCUCCGCUCCUUACAGUGACUAAAAGAAAGAACGUAAAACAGAAAACAAAAUGGGAUUAUUCAAACUUUUUAUAGGCGCCCGAUUUGAGACGGUUUGCGUCCUAAGCUGAAACACACAAAAAAAAAUCUUCCUUAUCUCAAAGGUCGCACGAUGAAUCGAUCUACGUCGCAAUGUUCCUCCUACUGCUGCUCCUGAUAAUGGACCACAGUGGUGCGAUUUGGAUGCGUUUGUUCACCAUCGGUUCUGUCCGGCGUUUGCUAUUCUACGCUCAUGAAACGAUCAUAAUGAUCUUGCAUUAACGAUUACUCACCCGUCUGUCGGAAAGCGUUGUCACCAACUUCCAACCCCCCCAGCACUGUCAGCGUUUGCAGUGCAAUCUGUGAAUAGUUAGCCGUGCUAAAGCAUCACCGUACGCUCGAAUGGAUGGAUGAAUGGCCAACUGUCGAUCAUAAUUUUCGCUACCUUUUACACGACCCACAAGGUUAAGCAGCGAACGGGCAGGGAGGUGCAGGGAAGGGCAGACGUACUCAUCGCGAAAAACGAAACAAUAGCAUACCGGAGUGGAUCGGCUGUAGAUCUGUGUGUAGUGCAGUAGUCAGACAUCGUUUCAUCGUGAUCGCGGAAAGCUGCGAUCGUUCCAAGAUCUUCAACGCAAAAAUAAACAACGCACGCACACCCAAUCGUGUUUGACUCAAUUAAACGAAAUUAAAUCAAUUAACUGGGGCAUUUUUUUUUUGUUUUGUUCAACGUUCGCUAAUGGUGGAGCAGGCAGAUCUCACCCCCCCCCCCCCCCCCCCCCCCCAAAGGGUCUCAUCAAAUAAACCCCUUUUCCACUGGGGACUGCACUCGUCGGGUGGGGAAAAUGUUACAGUUGUGAGAAGCAAAUAUUGAUCUUUUGACGUCUGGUGCGAGUAUUUGUGUGCGGGCGUGCCUGCGUGCGUAAGACGCUCCCGAGUUUUCUCGACCUUCGAACUGUUGCAACGCAACAGUCGAUCGACUGGCCACCACUACUAAUUGACAGCCGGACGUGUUCUCCGGCGCGUUUGGUAUAAUUUGGACAUUCGGGUGGAAACUGUCGUGCGAACGGAUUGUCUCAACUGUGUGUGGCACACUGGACAUACAGGCCAAUUGGCAUUUCCUGUGCAUUUAGCAACGUCAACAAUUCCCGACCCGAUCGUACUGUCGUAGGGCCGGUUGGUGAUCGUGUUCUAGACCCCGCAGCAGUACCGUUAUUGUAUGCUUCAUUGCACAAAACGCACGCGCGCACGGACGGCAGGUGUGAAAUUUCAUCAGCUGAUGUGAUUGCACGUGUUGAGACGGGACAACACGGGAGAGAGAGAGAGAGAGAUAGAGAGCCGCUUAUCCACUCUGCUAAAACCUGUAAAUGAAAACCAUCAUCAUCAGUGUAGAUUAGUGCAGCCGUUUUGAAGUGACCUAAUUAGUGCCAUGUGUAACCGGAGAGGGAAAUAUUGUACGUCCGGCCACCCCCUGCGGUACUAGAAUUUCGCGAACCGCGAGGUAAUUUGCCCGAUAGGAGAGCUCGUGAGUCUGAAUCAAAUCAGGAAAAUAAAACAAACAAACGGUACUAAUGCACAUGGUUUUAGAGGUGCGAUAGUUUCAGCAGAAUUGCCCCCAUUUGAAGGAAACGUUUGUGCUAAACAACUGAGUAGAGUGAAUCAGGUUUAAAGGUGAAGUGAAAUAUUUGUGUUUUUUUUUCCUCAUUUUAAAACGCCUUUUUUGAGAAAACAUCAACCACGUGCUAUUGACAAAAAACCGCGCAAUGGAGUCCCCUGGUGGCGCACGCCUGGUGCAAACCCGCCACAACGAUCAACAGCCCAUAAACACGCAAUAAAAUCAGGUGUGUCGGGUCACAACCGUUUUGCUAAUGGAAAAUAGUGCUUUGUACCGCAACCGGUGUGUGUGUCACCUAAUUGUGUGUGUGCUGUGCGUUAUGUGUAUGUGACCUCAUAAAUUAAAUUAAAAGCGAAUUCGUUUCACCUUUUAAGGGAAGAAGAUCUCGUCUGCGUCCCAGUGGAUGUUGGUGCGCGAGCGCUUCGCUCGAUCGAACCGGCCAAUUGUUGCACGUUGAUUGACGGUACAAUCCGACAUUAGAAAUCAACAAUCCAGAACGUUGGGUGAGGAGGGUGAGGGCCGCCACGCCCCAACAACAUGUCAACAACGGUGCCUGCUAGAACUAGAAGAGCUCCAGGGAGAAACGCGGGGGAAAUAUAUUGUUGCAUUGAAAGGGUUUUGGAGAACGGACUAGUUUCGUUCAAGAGAUUGCAGGAAACGGAUUACUUCCAAGUAGUCUUAGAUUACUGUGACUGUACGACUGCGACGUUGGUGUAAGUUGAUAAGAGGUUGUUUUUACGGUUCGCACUCCAACAACAACACUCCAAGCUUACACCCGCUGUCCACACUAUCAGGCCAUAAGUCAUAAGUAAUGCACUUGAUCGGUCUUGAUAACUCGACCGAUAGAGCAUACAAAGAUAGAUCGUUAAAACGUGAGUUGCAGCAGUACACAGCAUAGCUCCGUGGCGUAAUCGAUCGUUGUUGCUGCUCGUCAGCCUCUAACUAUGGCAUAACAGCAUGAUUCUAUUCGAAACAGACCCCUCGCCAGAUUUGACGAAUCAUCGCACACAAUGAUUGUGCUCCGGUAAAUGUGUAACCUUCAAUUAAAAAGGUCUUUGUUUUCCCUCUCCCCCCCUUACCCGUAGGUAAUAUCCAGCCAGAAUGCAUCCAAUGAUAAGCACAUCAUCCGCCACCCUGACCCUGACGACGACCGCCAUCUUUAUGCUAACGCUCAGCUAUGCAAACGGGUUCGCAACGCUACCGACGGAGCUGGAUCGGACGCAGCAACGGUGCCAGCUCGAGCGCACCUACAAAAUGGUCGGCUACAACUGUGCCAACCUAAACCUGAAGGAAAUUCCCCAGACGCUCAAGUCUAGUCUCGAGAUAUUCGAUCUCAGCUUCAAUCGUAUCCGAGAUUUAAAUCCGCAAUCCUUCGCCCGGUACGGUUCGGUCAAGUAUCUGUAUCUGUUCGAGAACAUGAUCCACAACGUGGAGCCGGAAACGUUCAGCUCGCUCACGAACCUGGAGGCGAUCGAUCUGUCGAAUAACGCACUGAUCAGCAUACCGCUAGAGCUGUUCCGGCUACCCUCCCUGCGCAACCUUUACGUCAGCCACAACACACUCAGCAAGCUGGACGAAGAUCUUCCUGCCCUAGAGAAGCCAAUCAAAGCCCCACUGCAAGUGCUCGGGCUGGCCGACUGUCGGUUACAGCGGCUGCCCGACCUUGGCGUCCUGCCCGACCUCUGGCAGCUCAACAUCUCGUCCAACCCGAUGAAAGAGCUCACCCUCGGUCAGUUCUCGCCCAUGUGCAACCUCAAAACGGUCGAGCUGAACAACACCCAGAUCCCGAUCUGUCCCUGCCAGGUGCUGACGGCCGAGUUGGUCCUUCGGCGGACCAAAAUUAUGUUCCCACCCCUGUACUGCAUCCCGCUAACAUCGUCAGAGCAAAACCUGUGCAAUGCCGAAGCGAAACGCGACAUCGAGCCGGACCAGGUGGCCGACUACCACCAGUGCAUGGAGAUACGCAACUCCCGCCAGCUCGACACGGAAGCCAAAUCGGCCUGGAUGAAGAUCUCGGCCGCGGUGGCCGGCUGCAUCGUCCUGUUCGCGACCAUCCUCUUCUGUCUGCAUCGGCGGAACGCGCGCCGGCUGAAAGCGAAGCGAAAGCCAAAGAAGGUGCCGUUGAAAAGCAUUAACCGCGUCAUCCUGGUACCGGGACCGGCCGGUGAUGGGCCCGAGUCGGAGGUGCCACCCGCGACGACGACAGGGACGACCAUCACUGCCAAGUGUGAUAAACUGUUGAGCGAUUGUGAUUAGUGAAGAUACGCACCGAGUUGUUUGCUUGUUGUUUUGUUUAGAGCAGCUUCAUAAGACUAACGAUAGGAACUUAGGGUUUUUUUCGAUAAGCGAAGCGUUCGUCCUCCUGUACAUAGGCCAUUGUUUUUAGCAACAUACCAAAUAGCAACAAACAUACAGACAGAUUUAAACGCGCUCGUUGCCAUGUAAUAACUUAAGAACUUCCUAGAGUAUAUUAGCAAUUGUUGAUAAAAUACGUGUUAAUAUGUUAAUGAUGAUGGUAUGAUGGGAAGUAGUGCACAAAUAACAGUGAAUUACUGCUACUUGCUGACGAACGAACCUGUCUAUUUGUAACGAUGAUCAAAUACAUGCGUGCCAAACAUAAAAUAACGAUACAAUUUUAAGAAAA
Messenger RNA from Anopheles gambiae (African malaria mosquito), 5504 nucleotides. RefSeq names its product leucine-rich repeat-containing protein let-4 (gene Lapsyn). The record is from RefSeq and is a predicted model, not a curated record. Gene Ontology annotation, molecular function: protein binding. Lineage: Eukaryota; Metazoa; Arthropoda; Insecta; Diptera; Culicidae. Gene Ontology annotation, cellular component: extracellular matrix. The transcript is spliced from 4 exons. The coding region runs from base 3962 to 5116 and encodes 384 amino acids.